Limanda limanda (common dab) is the source of this 3332-nucleotide messenger RNA. It is a transcript of the gene psda, whose product is annotated as pleckstrin and Sec7 domain containing a. The coding region runs from base 1 to 2829 and encodes 942 amino acids. The record is from RefSeq and is a predicted model, not a curated record. Gene Ontology annotation, molecular function: protein binding; guanyl-nucleotide exchange factor activity; phospholipid binding. The transcript is spliced from 20 exons. Gene Ontology annotation, biological process: regulation of ARF protein signal transduction. Lineage: Eukaryota; Metazoa; Chordata; Actinopteri; Pleuronectiformes; Pleuronectidae.
AUGAUUUGUCGGAUGGGUUUGUGGGCGGGACCUCGUUGCCAUGGCUCCAGCCCACGACCACAACAGCACAGGCUGACUACUUCCUGUCAUCAGCCCUCCUGUCUGGGUCCAACUCCACAACCUGAGUCGGACAGCGGCUCAGCUUCGACUCCUUCCUCGCGCUCGCAGAGGAUCGCCCAGGCCAAGUGGGACUUCCUGUUUGGAGGCCAGGGGGAGGAGCCUCGCUGCUGUCGAGCUGAAGGCUCAUCCUCAACGCCACUGACCAGUGGCUUUCCCAGCCCCACCCCUCCCUCCUCCCCACAUCUGAAAACAGCUAAUCAGAGGAGGGGGCGGGACAACCAGGGUCCCAAGUUUUCACAUCACAAAGUGCGGCAGAUCGAGGUGGAGCUGGUGACGCCUUACCUCGGAGGAACCAGCCGGGAGACGGGUAUUAUCCGCCGGAGCAUUAAAUACUCUGAGACUGACCUGGACGCUGUUCCGCUGCGCUGCUACAGAGAAACCGACCUGGACGAGGUGAUGCGGGCAGAGGCGGAGACAGCAGAGGAGGCAGAGGCGGACUCUGCCUUUGGGAGUAACCGCAGCGUCCAGGGAAACGCCCCCCCGAAGCCCCGGCCGUUUGAGGCUUCGUCCGAAAACCACGGAGGCCUCAAGUCUCCGAUCUCUGUGGGCAGCCCCCGCCGGCCCUCCGACAGCAACCUCGACUCCUUCAGUCGCCAUUUUGAAAACAUCAUGGAGUCUCACCGGGCCAAAGGCACCUCGUACAGUAGCCUGGACAGUGUCGACCUGCUGACCUCUGGAUCCACGUCCGUGUUCACCUUUGACCUGCCGACCCUCACCCCAGAGAUCCAGAGUCAGAUUUGCGACAGCGCCAAGCAGAUCAUUGAGCUGAGCUUCGCCCCGCUGGCGCUCCCGGACCCGGCCUCCACCUCGGAGACGUCUCGCUCCGAGAUCACCCUCAGUGCCUCGGUGGCCCGGCUCCGAGCCGGGUCCAGAGACGACACUGGCCCUCCGGUCCGCUCCAGGUCAGAGAAGGAUUCGUGGCGUCGCUCCAACCUCAAAGAUGGCUUCCGCAAGGCGACCUCGGCCCCGUCCCUCCACAGCAGCCCCAGACUGGGCGAGAGAGUGUGCUGGCCCCGCCCACUCCUCAUAGUCAUGGCGAGCUACCUGCUGUGCUUGGGGGGCGGGGCUCUGGAUGACAGGUACAUGUACGCCCCGCCCUACCCAGCUGUUUACAGGGAGCGUCUGGUGAACCGCCCCCCCGAGCUGCUGUACCCACAGGCCGACGUGGCUGAGCGCCUGGCGCUCGGCGGCAGCGACGACGAGCUGGCCAACGGCACGAAGGCCGACCUGCAGGCCGCCAAACGCCUCGCCAAACGCCUCUACCACCUGGACGGCUUCAGGAAGUCCGACGUCGCCCGACACCUGAGCAAGAAUAAUGAGUUCAACCAGAAGGUGGCAGAAGAAUAUCUCAAUAAUUUUAACUUCAGCGGUCUGAACAUCGACCAGGCGCUCAGGUCGUUCCUGAGGCAGUUUGCUCUGAUGGGAGAAACUCAGGAGAGAGAGAGAGUCCUCGCUCACUUCUCCAGGAGAUUCAGACGAUGUAACCCCGAGAGUCUGACCACGGAAGACAGCGUCCACACUCUGACCUGUGCUGUGAUGCUGCUGAACUCUGACCUUCAUGGAAACAACGUGGGGAAGCGGAUGUCCUGCAGUCAGUUCAUCUCCAACCUGGAAGGUCUCAACAACGGAAAAGACUUCCCCAAAGAUCUGCUGAAGACUCUCUACAGCUCCAUCAAGAACGAGAAGCUGCAGUGGACCAUUGAUGAAGAGGAGUUGAGGAAGUCGAUGUCGGAGUUGGCUGACGUCCGAACAGACUCCGCCUCCCACACCAUGAAGCGACUGGGUGGGGGGGGGAACCCGCUGCUUGGCGUUGCCCAGCAGGUGGACGGCGAGCUCUACAAGAACGGCUUCCUGGUUCGCAAAGUCCACGCCGACCCUGACGGAAAGAGAACGCCGCGGGGUAAGAGAGGCUGGAAGUCUUUCUACGUCCUGCUGAAGGGUCUCGUGCUCUACCUGCAGAAGGACGAGUACCGUGCGGAGGGGGAGCUGACGGAGGAGGACGUGAAGAACGCUGUGUCCAUCCAUCACUCGCUCGCCAUGAGGGCGGCGGACUACAGCAAGAGGCCCAACGUCUUCUACCUGAGGACGGCGGACUGGAGGGUGUUCCUGUUCCAGGCUCCAAACGCAGAACAGAUGCAGUCCUGGAUCACGCGCAUCAACGUGGUGGCGGCCAUGUUCUCGGCUCCGCCCUUCCCGGCGGCGAUCGGCUCUCAAAAGAGAUUCAGCCGCCCUCUGCUCCCGGGAUCCAACACCAAACUGUCCCAGGAAGAGCAGGUCAAGUCUCACGAGAACCGCUUCAGGGGCGUUUCGUCCGAGCUGGCCGACCUCACGACCUCCACGCCGAACCGAAAGGUCAAAGGUCGUGAGCUGGAGGAACAGAAACUCCGACAGGAUUACCUGGAGUUUGAGAAAACUCGUUACGGUACGUACGCCAUGCUGCUCAGGGCCAAGCUGGCGAGCGGAGACGAGGACCUGACGGCCUUCGAGUCCCGGCUGUUUGACGACGGAGGCCUGCAGAGGACACACUCCAGCCCCUCGCUGCCUCAGGACGCCGCCAACAAGGAGAAAAUCCGUGGAACCAAGACGUCAAAGAGCUUAAAGGUCACGUCGUCAUCGUCCGCCAGCAGGGAGGGAAGCAAGAAGAAGAACGGGAGCAACCAGCAGGCUGAGCUGCAGAAGCAGAGCAGCAACCAGGAGGGGGCGCCGUAAGACGGCAAGCGUGUGGCUGCUGGUGAAGCUGGAGAUGGACACGAAGCAUCAUGGCUGACAUCCUCCUUUAAACCUUUUCUAUUAAACCUCAGUCACAUCGUGAUUGGCUGAGCUAAGGCGUUGGAGAUCAUCGGGGGAAGAGACACUCGUCACAGAAGAAGAAACAUCAGAGACGCAGCUGAUGUUGAAACUUGAAGACGCCAUUUCUGCACAAAACCGCUGCUGAGUUUCAAAAUAAAAGCUUUAUUUCCUGUUCGAGCUUUCAUUUCAGGGACUUUGUGGAAGUGAUGCAGAUUAAGCUUAAACAUCAGAGACUAUUGUGUUUGACGCCAGGACCCUCCAGAGUCCUGAAGGACCCAACAGGACCCAACAGGACCCUCCAGAGCCCUGAAGGACCCCUCAGGAUCCUAUAGGACCCUCCAGUGCCCUGAAAGACCCAACAGUUACCUCCAGGACCCUCCAGAGUCCUGAAGGACCCAACAGGACCCUCCAGAGUCCUGAAG